Molecule: messenger RNA, 2048 nt
Organism: Coregonus clupeaformis (lake whitefish)
Lineage: Eukaryota; Metazoa; Chordata; Actinopteri; Salmoniformes; Salmonidae
Product: toll-like receptor 13
Exons: 6
Coding region: 8-1759 (583 amino acids)
Biological process (GO): inflammatory response; immune response; toll-like receptor signaling pathway
Cellular component (GO): membrane
Molecular function (GO): transmembrane signaling receptor activity; protein binding
Source: RefSeq, a predicted model, not a curated record
AAUCAGUAUGGUUUGUGACACUCAAAAGGGUCCCGUUCUGUGGCUGAAAAAACUGUGGCUGUUUGGCUUUCACAUCACAAACAUUUCCUCAGAGCAGUUUGGUUGCUUGAAGAAUCUGGAACAGCUGAUUUUGUCAGGAAAUCAGAUUACCACUGUUGCAGACUUUACAUUUAAGGAACUAGCUAAAUUGAGGUUCCUAGACCUACAGAAUAACAAGAUCUCUCAGAUAACAGAGAACAGUUUCUUUGGCCUGCAUGGCUUGGAGACCCUAAUUCUGGAACAAAACCCACUUGAAACAAUUGAAGCAUUUGCCUUCAUCCACCUCACUUCGUUGAAGCACGUAUGUUUAGGGGACUUUCAACCUUUGCCUAGUGAAUUGGAGAGUAGCGUGAGUGUGAAUCUGACACACAUAUUUGGUGUCUUCCCUCAAGGGUUAAUGCAAAUUAACAUUUCUUCCAUGUGGUACACCCUCAACAUCAUCAUCGGCAGCAACAGCACCCCAAAACCAGGGAUUUCCCUUCAGCUCAGUGCCACAACUGUAUCCUUCCAGGACUGCUGGAGACCGUUUUUCCAGUCCGUCGUCAGCCUCACAGCCAUAACAGAAUGCCUCCUGUGUGGGUCUCAUUUUGCCGCAAGAUACUUCACCUCCCUCCAGUACUUUGGCUUCAUGUCUGUGCUGUCAGCCGAAUUUGUGGACAUGACUGACCUGAACACACUUGUGGAGCUGAGGUAUCUGAUGCUAAAGGGAGUGGAACUCUACCGGCAGCCAGGGCUGGCCAUUAUGUUCCACAACCUCACCAAGCUGGAGACCCUGAACCUGAUCACCUGCAGGAUCCUCAGUCUGGAGGAGGAGAUGAGUAGAGACCUGCAUUCCCUCAGGCAGAUGUCAGUCCACAUCCCAGAGGAGUUCAGUGUGUUGGAGAGCUUCCCAGAGCCGCUGACCAACCUGAGGUACCUGCUACUCUACAGUUUUCGCCUGGACUGCAGCUGUGACAAUGCCUGGCUGAUCGCCUGGGCCGAGAGACAGCCACAUGUCCAGGUCGUCUUUUAUCACCCUGGGGAAGCAGAUGUGACAUGUAAAAACGAGAAUGGAAUCCAGAACUUUGCCAGGUACUCAGCAGCUAACUGUUCCCUGGACGUGGGCUUUGUCCUGUUCCUCUGCACCUCGCUGGGCCUGCUCCUCUUCAUGCUGGUGGUGCUGCUCCAUCAGCUGGCUCGGGAAUACUUGCUGGCCUUCUGCCACAUCAUCCGCGGCUGGCUGGAGGAGGCUGUACGGAGGCCCAACCCCAGGGGGCGCUACCUCUAUGAUGCCUUUGUGUCGUACAGUGGGAGAGACGAGCGCUGGGUGGUGGAGCAGCUGCUUCCAGGCCUGGAGCAGAGGGGGCCUCCCUUCCUGCGUCUAUGUCUGCACAGCAGGGAUUUCCAGUUGGGGAAGGACAUUGUGGGCAACAUCACAGACAGCCUCUACGGCAGCCGCUACACCGUGUGUGUGGUGAGUCGUAACUACCUGCGCAGUAACUGGUGCUCCCUGGAGCUGCGGCUGGCCACCCUCCGUCUGCUGGUGGAGCAAAGGGACAUCCUUAUCUUGGUCUUCCUGGAGGACAUCCCCCCUCGCCAGCUGUCUUCCCACCACCGCCUGGCCAGGCUGGUCAAGACCAGGACCUACCUGGACUGGCCCCGGGACCUGGCCAUGCAGCCUGCCUUCUGGGACCGUCUGUGGACCAAACUGGUCCCUCCUGAACCACACCCUGGACAGUGACCACAAACAGUACUACACUCUUUUAAAAAUGGUUCUAAAAGGGGUCUUUGUUGGGUGAAAAGGUUCUACCUGGAACCAUAAAGGGUUAUCCUACAGAGACGAUCCAAAUAACUCUUUAAGGUUUUAGAGAGCACCUUUUUUGUGUACAUAUCUAGACAGUGGUAUUCCGCUUCCAAUGAACUUUGUAUGAACUGUGUGGAUAUCAACAGCAGAGGGAGACAAAGACCUUCAAUCAUAUAUACAGUACACAGACUAGCCAACGUUCAAAAUAUGUUUGCGGCAAAAAACA